Aegilops tauschii subsp. strangulata is the source of this 486-nucleotide messenger RNA. The record is from RefSeq and is a predicted model, not a curated record. Lineage: Eukaryota; Viridiplantae; Streptophyta; Magnoliopsida; Poales; Poaceae.
AUGCCACGACGCUGCCCCGUCGUCCUCGUCUCCUCCUCGCCGGACGCAACCUCGACUCUUCCCCGAGCCCACUGCCAGUUCCCUACGGCCCCUUGUGAGCUCCCCUUCUCCUGGCCCAGUCACCGCGCGACCGCGCAGUCCCGCACGCGCACGCCGCCGCGCACGCCGAGCCUAGCCCGCUCCCUGUCACGCGGCUCCUCCUUCGACCUCCCUCCGCUUCCCUGCCUCCGACCCGCGCCCUGGCAGCGAGCAGCGCGCCCUCGCGCCGGCCCGCGCCCUCCUGGCCUCGCCUCUGCCUCGCUGCGGCUCACCCCCACUGCCACGCCCCGCCUUGGCUCCCUGCCCUGCCAUGGCCUGCCUCCCCUCUCGCCUGCAGCCGGCGCCCAGCCCGCCUCGCCGGCGCUGGCGCGCGCGCCUGAGGCGGCCGCCCGGAUUCGCCCGUUAACGGGCGCCUGCCUGUCGCCCUCCUGCCUGCUAACCCGCUAA